Molecule: messenger RNA, 3667 nt
Organism: Hordeum vulgare subsp. vulgare (domesticated barley)
Lineage: Eukaryota; Viridiplantae; Streptophyta; Magnoliopsida; Poales; Poaceae
Exons: 10
Coding region: 1-3408 (1135 amino acids)
Source: RefSeq, a predicted model, not a curated record
AUGCGCGCCGCCUGCCUGCUGCGCCGCCUGCCUCGGCGCCUGCUCCACCCCAUUGUGCUCCCGCGCCGGAGCCUCCCCUCGACCUCGCCCUUCCCCACGUCAGCGCAUGUCAAGCUCGACCUCGCCUCGCUGCUCGCCGGCGCCGCCCCGCCGUGGUCGCCAUCGCCCGUUCCUCGGCGCGUCCGCCUCCGCGUGUUCCCCGCGCGCCGCCUCUUCCCGCCGGCCGCCUCUUCUGCCCAGGUCUCCCCGUGCCCCUGCUGCAGCUCGCUAGCCGCUGCAGUUCCGGCCAGCACCCGCAGAACGUUGGAGCUCGUCGUCGUUGCCUGCUGCUACUGCCGCCUGUUCGCAGCUGCAUGUGCCGAGCUCGCCUGCCGGCGUUUUGCUGUUGUGUUGAAUGCCGGCGCCGCAUGCUUCAUCCCCGCCUGCCGAGAGUCAUCGACAAAUUCGCGACAGCUCGAGGACGCCUCCAGGAGCAUGUUCCCGACGCUGGAUCGACCUCCCCCGCGUUGCAUCCACUACUUCCCGGCGGCGCUUCCCCUCCGACGAGAAGCUUCGCCGACGGCCUUCUUCCACUACUUCCUCUACGAGACGCCCCUCCUCGACUCGUGCGCGAGCCACGUCUCUCCUCGACCUAUUGGCGUCCCGAAUCCAAAGUCGAGUCCAAACCCUCUCCAAGCGGCGCGGGCUGCUGCCGGCCGCUACAGAUUUUCUGUCCCCUUCCCGCCAAAUCCUGGCGCCAACUUUCCAUCGCUCUCCCUCCUCCGCGCCAAAGCCGCCUCCCCCUCCAACCUCCUCAUACAUACGGGCAAUAUCCAGAGUCGGGAAGCAGAGCAGGGUUCCAGUUCCGGCGCCGAGAUCUCUUAUCGCCGCCGCCGCCGGAGCUCCUUCCGUCCUCCUUCAGUCCCUCCCUCCUCAAGGUCAGCGCGUCCCCGGACGGAGCGGGCGGUCGCCCUCUUCGGGUUCGACACCGACCGUACUCCCGCGGCUUUUCCUCGAUUCACCCGGGGCCGUGGGUUCUUCAGGCUCAGAAUAGAUUCGACCCUCAGAAGACCCGCAAAGUUCAAGAAGACCCGUGUAAUAAGUGAUAUAUACAGCGACAGUUAUGAAUUAGAUCUCACCACUUUAAAGCCUGUCAAGACUGAGAUGAUUGAUUCUGAACAAGUUGCCUCUCCUUCACCCAAUCUUGGUGAACAGGAUGUUCACAAUGCCUCUCUCAUGGAUCUAAAAGCUCGGUGCAAAGCUAAGAACAAGAAGGCUCCAAAAACCAUUUCUGAAGAAUCUGGUACUAAGAAUCGGUCUCAAUGUGGGGAUUUUGGGGAUGAAAGAUUGAAGGAGGAAGUUGAUCUUGAUGAGCCUCUUAUUGCUUUGAAACAGAAGAAGGAAAAGAUACCACCUCGUAAAGCAAAAGGCAAGAUGGAUGCAUCAUCUUCUCCACAUGCUACAAAACCAGUUGAUACAUCACCAAAGAGAGAUGAAAUCAGUCAUGUACAGCAUUUCCUAUUUGAGUCAACACUCCAUGACCCAAUGACGGAGAAGCUUGAAACAAGAACUGUAGAUCAAGAGCACUGCAGAAUUGCUAUUGAACAUAAUGAAGAAGUAGUUGGGGAGGACAUCUGCUGUGCUGAAAUGGAAAAUGCAGUAUUUCACACCCGUGACCAUUUAUCUGUUGUGCUGCAUCAGUUUCCCAUAGAAGAUAAUGGAUGUGGACAGCAGCCUGGCUUCAUCACCCAACCAAUUGAACAGGAUGUUUCUGACGCCAAAGCGCAUUUGCAUGACAAUGUGGAACAAAAAGUGAUGGAUCACAGGUUUUCUUCACUAGAUCCCAUUGAUCAAGUGUGCAACCAUCAAAGAUCAUUGGAUGAUACAAGUAUUUCAGAUGUGAAUAAGUCUUCUGUUGGGAAUGAACUUCCGUUGUCUUCUGUUAGUCGUUCUUGUGAUGAUCAUACAGAUAACAAUGAAUACAAGUAUCCAGAAAUUGUUCAAGUCAAUACAUCAGAAAGCAUAAAGCCCGUGGAAGAGUCUUCUCCAAUUGAUGAGCUUACUGCAGAUGUGAGGUGCACAUUGGUGGUCAUGCAACCUGAUUCAUGUGGAAGCACGGACAAGAUUUGCACUUCAUUUGAGGAGGUUGUGCAGAUGCCGGUGGAGGUUCAACCAGAUUCACUGGUCUGCCAUGAUGUGAAAACAAAGGAUAUAUUACUGCAUAUGAAUGUUGAACAAGCAGCCAUAGGCUACAGUUUCUCUUAUGACAAGACUCUUGAUUUGGCUCAUACUGCCAAUUUUGGCGCUCAAGAUGGGCAGCUAGAAAAUGUAGUUUAUGAUGCUCUGAAUAAUCAUGUGCAGCAGGAGUGUUCUGAAACAAAAACUUCUGUUGGAGUUCCAGAUACUGUUGUGAUUCUGAGCCCACCAACUGUAGCAAAUGUUUCACAUGAUGGUCACCUCUUACUUGCCAACAUGGAUGAGUCAUCAAAGGAUAUGAAUCAGCAAAGUGGUAGAAUGAAUGUUGACAUUUGUAGAUCUGUUGAUGAUCAAGAACCAAGAGAAGCAUAUGUUGUUCAACACAAGUCAUUCCAGGCCUGCGUUAACAUGGACAAAACUGGAUGUGCAAUAUCAGAUAGCUUCUCUAAUCCUGAAGAAACACAGAAAAUUUCUGCUGAAGCUUCAAGUUCAACUCCAACUUGCCUGGGAACUGAUGGGCAAACUAGGGCGUCUGAAUUUAUCAUUGAUGAAGGAUCAAUUGAAGUUCAUACUCCAAAAAAACUGUUGUCCAAGAGAAAGACUAUGUCACCAACUUGUCAGGAGAAGUUUUGCAAUGCUUGGACUGGUAUCGAUUUGUAUGGAGUCCAAAGGCCGAAGACAAAGAUCAAUCUUGAAGACCGAUCUAUGUUAACCACAGACAGGAAACUUAAGAACAGAACUUCUAGCUCCUUUACAAGCAAAGGAGUUGUCAAGUCAACAGAAUCCCAAUCUCCUCAGCUGGGAAGUUCAUCUGUUCUUUUGGACACGGAGAAAGUUGUUGACUUUUCACAAAGGCAGAUGCAUGAUAUAGAGAACAUUGCUGCAAAUCUUAUCAGCAGCUUGAAGCACAUGAGAAGUUUAGUGAACGAAACUUUGUCAUCGGAAGCACAUUCUUUGCUUCCCAGUUUUAACACUGCCGAGAUGAGAGCAGCAUCUGAGAAUGUGAUAGAUGUGGAGAGAACUACAAGGAAAUGGUUGACGAUAAUGAACAAAGAUUGCAACCGCUUCUGUAAAAUACUGACACUAGAUGGAAAGAAGGCUGUUCCGCAUCCACAAGUGCCGAGGAAACGUAGGAAGAUAACGUUUGCGGAUGAAGCUGGAGGAACACUCUGCUACGUGAAGGUGUUUAGUGAUGGACAGACCUCUCCUUCUGCAUGCCAGGGCGAGUUAUAAGCAUCACUUGUGCUGAUAGCUUUGGGCAUCAUGUGAAGUAGCUUUCGAAACCGUUCCAUCGAAAUGCCAAUUGUUGUAAUGAUGUUGCUGUUGAGUUGAUUGUACAACUGGUUGUUUCUCAAUGGGGGCCUGUGGGUUCCUCUGUUUUGGCCAUGACUAAAUCUGCUCUGCUGUAUCUAGCUACAUGAGUCAGUGUAGUCGCCAAUGACAUGACAGUUCGAUCAGUUUAUGAAUUACUCCCUCCCUCCUUUUCAUGGCA